AGAAAGUGGGCUUCCAGCGGAAAGGCACUGCGUACUAGUGUUUGCAGGAGGGGAGUGGGCAGGGCCGAGGGCCGGGUCCUUCCAGGCUGAUGUGCGCCCGGCCUGCAGGCGCUCCAGCGCAGCGCUGGUCCAUGCAGGUGCCUGCGGAGGUGAGCGCGGAGGCGGGCGACGCGGCGAUGCUGCCCUGCACCUUCACGCACCCGCACCGCCACUACGACGGGCCGCUGACCGCCAUCUGGCGCGCGGGCGAGCCCUACGCCGGCCCGCAGGUGUUCCGGUGCACCGCGGCGCCCGGCAGCGAGCUGUGCCAGACGGCGCUGAGCCUGCACGGCCGCUUCCGCCUGCUGGGCAACCCGCGCCACAACGACCUGUCACUGCGCGUCGAGCGCCUUGCCCUGGCAGACAGUGGCCGCUACUUCUGCCGCGUGGAGUUCACCGGCGACGCCCACGACCGCUAUGAGAGUCGUCACGGGGUCCGGCUGCGCGUGACUGCCGCGCCGCGGAUCGUCAACGUCUCGGUGCUGCCCGGCCCCGCGCACGCCUUCCGCGCGCUCUGCACCGCCGAGGGGGAGCCCCCGCCUGCCCUCGCCUGGUCGGGCCCGGCCCUGGGCAACAGCUCGGCCGCGGUGCGGGGCCAGGGUCAUGGCUACCAGGUGACCGCCGAGUUGCCCGCGCUGACCCGUGAUGGCCGCUACACGUGCACGGCGGCCAAUAGCCUGGGCCGCGCGGAGGCCAGCGUCUACCUGUUCCGCUUCCACGGCGCCCCCGGAACCUCGACCCUGGCGCUCCUGCUGGGCGCUCUGGGCCUCAAGGCGCUGCUGCUGCUGGGUGUUCUGGGUGCUCAGGCCACCCGCCGCCGCUUAGAUCACCUGAUCACCCAGGACACCCCUCCAAGGUCUCAGGCUCAGGAGUCCAGUUACGAAAAUUUGAGCCAGGUGAAUCCUGCAGGCCACCAGCUGCCACGUGUUUGCUGUGAGGAACUCCUUAGCCAUCAUCAUUCAGUCAUUCGCCAAGAGAAAUGAAGGACAGUACCAGGUUAGGCCUGUACAGCUCCUAAUUCCCAGGUUCCUUGGCAGCUGUGGAUUAGGCAAUGUCUGAGGGGCCCAGGACCCUGCUCACAGAGGCUCAGAGCCCUGUGGAAUUAUGCCAGUGGGACAGCAAUCUGAUGUCUAUGUGUGCCCACAUGAGCAUCAGCAUGAAACUUCUGGAAAAACACCCGUUGUUUUUUCUUACUUAGAACUACAUAGUAAAGCAGACGGGAAACUAGCCAUAAGGUCUGGAGGUCCAGGCUCCAGCCCGCCCUGGCACCAACUUGCAUUUUGGACCAGGACGCUUCCUUCACCUCUCUGAGGCUGAGCUUCUCACUCACUAGCCAGUCAGCCUGGAGCUGUGGAAACAGUAGCUCUGAAAGGGGCUGCAUAAACUACAACUCUGUCUCAGAGGUGAGCCUCCAGACAUGCAGAAUUCUCAGGUGAGCGUGGACGGCCCAGCCUUGUGGGGGGGCCCAGAGAACAGCCUGGGGCUGGAGCUGUGCGAACUAGCCAGAGGAACGGUAAACCCUAAAAACUUGACAGCAGGAAGAGGCCUGGGACCCCCUGCCUCCUGUGAUCUCUACAGUGCUGGCCCAGCCCUCUGCCCACCAGUGAGCACAUCAGCUCUGAGCUGGGCCCCACACAGAGAAGAAGACCCGCAGUCUCAAAGCAUCUGAAAGCCGUAUGUCAAGAACUGGGAGACCUGAAGGGGCACAGGGUCCCCUUCAGCUGUAGCUCUGACCUCUCUCCACAGUGUAUACCCUCCUAGGAUGUGCAAAAUCUAGGAGCACUGGCAAUUUCUCCCGACGUGCCCGAGCCCAGCCAGGCUGACUUCAAGAACGUGCUUUCAUUAUUUACACUUCGGUGCGCAAUUGUUGAUCCCAUUAAAGAAGGAGAGAGGUAUACUUGGGACCAAGUAACCCAUGAGACAGAAAGCUAAAGAGACCAUGUUUUCCCGGGACAGUCUCUGUAGGUAGAGCGUAGUGGGUUUCCAGGCAACUGAUGAUGACAGCUCAUAGUUAUCUCCAGCAAGAGCUGUUGAGAGAGCACAGGACCUCCUUGCAGACAGCAUUAGAACAUCUCCAUCAAGGGCUUUGUAUCACCAAGGAAAAAGAUAGGGAUGUGCUUACAAUGUGGAUUAGAACAUCACUGGUCUUUGAAGCUGUUUUCAUAGCCAAGAAAAUUCUAUGAAUUCCUGCUUACAUACUGGGUUGUGUUAGGAAUUGGUAUUUGGGGUUACAAAACUGAAGAAGAAAUCAUUGCCAGUCAGGAUGAGCUAGGCCGUACUGCAGUAACUCUAAAAUCACAGUGUGUGAAAGUGGUAUUUUACACUGUAUCAGUCAGGAUUCUCUAGAGGAAGAGAAGUUAUAGAAUGAAUAUAUGAAGAGGGGGAAGGGAACAAGAAAGUGGGGUGUUAUUUGAAGGGCUUAUAGGCUGUGGCCCAGCUAGUUCAACAGUACCUGUCUACCCAAGGAAAUUCCAAUAUUCCAAUAGUUGUUCAGUCCACAAGGCUGGAUGUCUCAAGCAGUCUUCAGUAUAUACCAGAAUCCUGAAGAAUUGGGCCUUAAAGCCAGUGAAAGAAUGGAGUUGCAAGCAAAGGCAAGCAGGCAAAGAGAGCAAGCUUCCUUCUUUCAUGUCUUUCUCUAGGCUGCCGAGAAGGCGUGGCCCAGAGGAAAGGUGGAUUGUCCCACUUCAAAUGACUUAAUUAAGAAAAGAUCUCUUACAGAUGUGCCCAGCCACUUGGGUUGUAGUUAACUCCAUAUAUAGUCAAGUUGACAACCAAGAACAGCCAUGAUACCCACCCCAUUCCCAUUCUCACAGACUGGCAGGGAGGUUCAGUGUUGUUAACUGAACCCAGAUCACAGGACUCCAUCUAUGAUGUUGUGAAUUGCUAGACUGGGGGUAAAAAAUCCUCUACAAGACAUCCUACUGCUGACUGAGCCUGUUCAACCAAGAGAGCAAGCACUACAACCCUAAAUGGCAUGUGAGGAACAGUGAGAAUGAUUGACGCCACAGUAAGCCCUUUCAGAAACUCUCAAGCUUGGACACAAUGAGUCUAAAAUCAUGCACAUAAAAGGAUAGCUGACCCUGUCUUGGAAAGGCUGAAGAUGGUAUGGACUGGCUAUAUUGAUGGGGGAGACCACAGGGAAGGGUAGAGCUUGGAAGACAAGAAAAAGGGGUAUUUGAAGCACAGGGACACCCAAACAAAGAUGGCAUAAUAUUGCAUAAAUAGUUAUUAGUUUCUGGAGCAUAAAGGAGAGGCUUGGUGUAGACAGAGAGGGUGGAACACUGCUGGACAGAGGGUGCUGCCGAGUUACGGGGCUAUCCACCAGAGAAGGCUGCCUGCACAUGGGUUUAAGCUGAUAGAAGUCUUUAUUAGCCAGGCAGCUACCACACAGAGUGUUAGGGAUCCCAAUGUAGUCCCAAGCCUUUUUCAUGAUGAACUUUUGAGCACUGGCAAGCAAGGACCAGAGACACAAGCAAUGGCCAAAAGUCAUCGAAUUUGGGACUCAGCUCCCCAGGAGUCGAGGGGGAAUCCCAAAGACAAACUGCUUUUGAGACCGCACUUCCCAAUGUGAUGUAGGCUGCAAGCUGGAACCUUCUGGUUCGUCAACCCCUAAACCACGCAUUUCUCUCUUGAAAAUGAAGCUGAUCCUACACAAGGAUGGGGAGACAUGCCCCACACCCAGAAAGCUCUGUCCUUGGAAAAUCUCAAAUUACUGCACACUCUACAUGGCACCUGCCGAUCUUCCAUGCACAGCUCGGCUCAUUGCAGAUGGCUCUUUAGUGUCCAUGACCGUCAAUGCUAAGGGGAAGCUGCAGCUCACCAACACUGAAGGCAAUUUCUAUAGUGACCCUGAGCAAACUCAGGUAGGGCUCUGCCAGACACUCUUGCCUCCCAGCACCCCAAACAUUUCUGUUCAUCCCAGACCUUGUGAGCCUUUGCCCAGCUUUCAAGGCCCUCCUCCUGCAGGGGUCAAGGUCACUUUAAAGCUAUCAAGUACUCCUCUGAUGGCCUUCCAUCAGUUAGGAAUUGAAUCCUAACUGCCCACACAUACACACAUACACUGAGCUAGAAAUUUUCUCUUUGGAACUAGAGCUGUUAACAUUGUGGUGAAUUAUUUAAAAAAAAAAAAAAAAAAAAAAAAAAGAC
This is a messenger RNA of Psammomys obesus (fat sand rat), 4185 nucleotides long. It is a transcript of the gene Siglec15, whose product is annotated as sialic acid binding Ig like lectin 15. The coding region runs from base 90 to 1022 and encodes 310 amino acids. NCBI's taxonomy places the organism in Eukaryota, Metazoa, Chordata, Mammalia, Rodentia, Muridae. The record is from RefSeq and is a predicted model, not a curated record. Gene Ontology annotation, biological process: regulation of bone resorption; regulation of actin cytoskeleton organization; regulation of osteoclast development. The transcript is spliced from 4 exons. Gene Ontology annotation, cellular component: plasma membrane.